Hyaloscypha bicolor E is the source of this 1113-nucleotide messenger RNA. RefSeq lists its product as uncharacterized. Gene Ontology annotation, biological process: retrograde transport, endosome to Golgi; phospholipid translocation. The coding region runs from base 193 to 1047 and encodes 284 amino acids. Lineage: Eukaryota; Fungi; Ascomycota; Leotiomycetes; Helotiales; Hyaloscyphaceae. The record is from RefSeq and is a predicted model, not a curated record. Gene Ontology annotation, cellular component: endosome; trans-Golgi network. The transcript is spliced from 3 exons.
GGGUGGUGGAUCGCCGACGCUGAUCUCGAGGAAAGUUGGCCAAAGUCCACAUCUUGACAGCAAACCUCCCGACGCGUUCAAUUGCACCGCCUGUUCUCCCCUCUGUACAUAUCAUAAUAGAUGGACUCAUUGUAGUCGAGAUUUUCCCUUUUCGCAUUUUCGUCGCGCCCCCGCCCCCGACACUCCUUCAAGAUGGGCCUCGUGUCCUUCAUAACGGGCUUCGUCGCCCCUAUCUUCAUCAUCAUUUCGCCCAUCACUUCCUACGCCGACCAGACGUAUUCGAUGCACCGGGCGAAAUCUAGCGCUGGAUUUUCGUUAGAUAUCCCGUUGAUUAUGCUGGUUGCAUCGAUGCUGAAAGUGUUCUACUAUCCAGGCGCGAGAUUCGAUACAGCUUUGCUCAUACAAGCGUUCAUUAUGAUUGUGAUUCAAUUGGUGCUAUUGAAAAUAGCCCUCGACCACCGACCGUCCCCUUCGUCGAAGGGAGGAGAAGCAGCAAUCCCGUUCGCCGGGGCAAGAGACAGAGAAUUCGACAUUCCAAGACCGUAUAAUUUCUGGCAAUGGCGGUCCCAUAAACCAUACUGGCAGUUCCUCCUCUACCUCUUCAUCUCCCUGGUCGCGCUCGAACUCCUGAUCUCCCCUAUUCCAACCCUUUACGCCCUCUACUCCGCAGGCCUCGGCGCCAUCGGCCUCUCCGUCGAAGCCACACUCCCGCUCCCGCAAAUCCUGUCCAACUACAAGUCUCGCUCCUGCAAAGGGUUUCGUGUCUCCGUUAUCGCAAACUGGAUUGCUGGUGAUAUCAUGAAGAUGUUUUGGUUCUUUACGGCGACCAGUGAGAUACCCUGGACGUUCAAGCUGUGUGGCAUAUUCCAGAUGUGCUGUGAUUUGUUCUUAGGCGGCCAGUAUUUUGUGUAUGGGGAUGGGGAAGCGGGCAAGAUGGUGAAAGAGCAUGCUCAGGGAUUAGGGAUGGAGAUGAGGAUGAAUGGGCAUGCGAAUGGGCCGAGGGCGAGGACACCGGCUGGAGAAAAGGAUGCGUACUUGGGAGAUUGAGCUAGAUUAGAAUUACACGUUUUCGACAAGCUGCAUUUACCUUUGAAUCCGCUGCUGGGACUCCCU